Maudiozyma barnettii is the source of this 495-nucleotide messenger RNA. RefSeq lists its product as uncharacterized. Lineage: Eukaryota; Fungi; Ascomycota; Saccharomycetes; Saccharomycetales; Saccharomycetaceae. The transcript has a single exon. The record is from RefSeq and is a predicted model, not a curated record. Bases 1 to 495 code for a protein of 164 amino acids.
AUGACCACAAAAUCAAACGUUCAAUCGAGAUUAAAUGAAUGGGAAACUUCGUGUUUACAUAAAGUGAUAAAUUUGUCUCCUUCAAGUAUUGAUACGUUGAUUCAUAACUCAGCAGGGGUUUCAUCAAAAGAUACCCAUAGUUUAUCCAAGUUAAUGAAAAGAUUAUCUUUAUCUCCCAGAAAGAAAGAAAGUCUCGAAAAACUUCAUCACCGUGAAGUUCAAACUUAUUGUAAAGAUAUCAAAUUAUACACUUACAAAAAUGGUGGAUUCUACACAGACGGUAAAGGGUCAAUGACGUUGCAGGAUAUUGAAAAUGCAAUCCACCAAUUAUUAUGGAAGAAGUACGGGAAAGGUAUCAUUCAUUGUUCUGGUUGUAAAAGAACAGGAGAUGCAUAUAAGAAACAUAUAGAAUGGUUUGUUCUACCAAUUAGAGAUCUACCUUUAAUACUGCAAUUUAUAGAUAAUUUUUGUUUGAGCCAAAAUAGAUUAAAAUAA